Molecule: messenger RNA, 402 nt
Organism: Leptinotarsa decemlineata (Colorado potato beetle)
Lineage: Eukaryota; Metazoa; Arthropoda; Insecta; Coleoptera; Chrysomelidae
Gene: c12.2
Product: von Willebrand factor A domain-containing protein c12.2
Cellular component (GO): cytoplasm
Molecular function (GO): ATP hydrolysis activity; ATP binding
Source: RefSeq, a predicted model, not a curated record
AUUGUUUGAUAUUUUGAAUGUUUCAGACGAUGCACGCGCAUUCUCAAUAUUGCUGGUCUGGAGAUCAUACUCUAGAAUCAACAGAAUGGGCAGUAUCGACGUUGUCUGAGGAAGAUUGUGACGAGGCUAUAUUAGUAGUACUUUCAGAUGCUAAUUUACAAAGGUACGGAAUCCCGCCCGCCAAAUUAGCCCAAGCUAUGUCUGCGAAGCCCAAUGUAAGCUCUUAUGCGGUAUUCAUCGGGAGUUUGGGAGAUCAAGCUGAAAGGUUAACACAAAGAUUGCCUGCUGGACGUGCUUUUAUAUGUAAUGAUACCAGUGAAUUACCUCAAAUCUUGAAGCAAAUAUUCUCAUCUUCUGUUGUUGGUAUAUGAAUGUAUUUUUCCAAGAAUCUAGAAUAAUUUU